AUGCAGUCAGCAGACCAAUUUGCUCCAUUCUUGGAGCUCUCCCCCGAACUUCGACUGCUCAUCUAUCAUCACGUCUGGCCCGGACCGGACGAUGGUCAAUCCAGCAACGCCCCAAACAGCAAUAUAAGGCGAUCGAACAUCGCCGCGGAAUCAGCACUGCUCCGCGUAUGCCGCACAACCUGCAUCGAAGCAUCUCCCAUCUUCUUCACCAAAAACGCGUUCGUAGCCACAAUCGCAAGCGACAGCUGGCACUGGCUUCCUAAAUGGCUCCAACUCAUCGGCCCCAAACACACCUCACUCAUCCCCAGCUUAACAAUCGAAUGGCAUCUCUCACAGCGCACACUCGACUGGUUCGCAACCCACCAUAACAGAAUCUGCCAUUGGGCAGAAGACGAACCAUCUUGUCAAAAGUCGACCGCAAGCCUUCCCAUCUUAACCUCCCCCGACGUCGGCUUCGCCCUCGCACUCGCCACAGCAUACCCAGCUAUCCCCACCGACCUCCAUGAAUACACGCAGCUCGAACUCACGAAUACAUGGGCAGCCAUAAAUUUAGCCAUUGCCUUCAAGAACGUCCCCGGAUUGCAUCUCAACAGAAUCCACAUUCCUGAGGAUUCUCCUCCAGGAAUUCCACCCUUCACUUCCGUGGCGGGCUCGGGGUGUAUGGAGGAAACGAAAAUUAUUCGUGAUAUCUGUGGUCUAAGUCAGAUGGUUUUCCAUCACAAGCUUGAAGAUGAUGACGGAGACGGAGAAAAAAGGAGCGGAGAAGAAGAUGUAGAUCAUGAGCAAGAUGGGUGA
Cercospora beticola is the source of this 795-nucleotide messenger RNA. RefSeq lists its product as uncharacterized. The record is from RefSeq and is a predicted model, not a curated record. NCBI's taxonomy places the organism in Eukaryota, Fungi, Ascomycota, Dothideomycetes, Mycosphaerellales, Mycosphaerellaceae.